AUGGCAGACAUGGAGAAGUGGACUGGAGACUGGACAAAUCAAACAUCCAUCACAGAAUUCAUCCUGCUGGGAUUCGGGGAUCUCCCUGAACUGCAGACCCCGCUCUUCCUGAUGUUCCUGGUGAUCUACGUUGUGACCGUGGCAGGGAACAUCCUCAUCGUUGUGCUAGUUGUGGCUGAUCAACAUCUUCACACGCCCAUGUACUUCUUCCUGGGGAACUUGUCCUGCUUGGAGACCUGCUACAGCUCCACCAUCCUGCCCAGGAUGCUGGCCAGUCUCCUGACUGGGGACAGGACCAUUUCUGUCCCUGGCUGUGUAGCACAACUUGAUUUCUUUGGUUCCCUGGUAGCUGUAGAAUGUUGUCUCUUAUCAGCGAUGUCUUAUGAUCGGUAUUUAGCGAUAUGCAAACCACUGCAUUAUGCAGCCCUUAUGAAUGGCAGUGUCUGCUUCCGCCUGGCAGCUGGGUCUUGGGUAAGUGGGUUUGUGGCCUGCACCGUCACGGCAUGUUGGAUAUCACAAAUGACUUUUUGUGGCCCCGAUGAAAUUGACCAUUUCUUUUGUGAUUACGCCCCGUUAGUAAAACUGUCCUGCAGUGACACGCACCCGAUGGUUCUUGUGACCUUCCUGUUCUCCUCCAUAUUAACACUGCCUCCCUUCCUAUUAACCCUGGCAUCCUAUGUGUGCAUCAUCGCCACCAUCCACAGAAUCCCUUCCACCGCUGGGAGGCAAAGGGCCUUUUCCACCUGCUCCUCCCACCUCAUUGUGGUUACACUCUACUAUGGGACCCUGAUCUUUGUCUAUCUGCUGCCAGACACCGGCACACUGAGAGACCUGCACAAAGCGCUCUCUCUCUUCUACACCAUCCUGACUCCCCUGGCCAACCCGCUCAUCUACAGCCUGAGAAACAGAGAGGUGAAGGAGGCCCUGAGGAAAGCUGCUAGUGAGGCUGUGAAUUUCAGAACAAAUAGCAAACUAUUUUGUGUGUAGUUAUUGUACAUUGCAAUCAAGUCAAGCUAAUGGGAACUCAUCUCCUGGUGUGAUGCUCUGAACCACAGCUCGUCCAGGCAGCCCUUACCCACUAGAUCAGUUCUGUUAAAUACCGGGACACCUGCUGUCAGGAAGAGCUACCUGUACGAGUAAGGGGAGCCGGGCCAAGCAAGCCCUGACUCAGGGAUGGAUGGACCCUAGAUCUGCCUGGGGAAAUGGAGCCAAUGGAGCAGAACCCAUCCAGUUCCUACUGAACUCAACUGCAUUUAUAACCCAUGGACAUCAAUGGAAGAAGCAGGGGGUUGGAAAUGGUGAAUUUCCUCACAGGG
This is a messenger RNA of Mauremys mutica (yellowpond turtle), 1316 nucleotides long. RefSeq names its product olfactory receptor 5B21-like. The record is from RefSeq and is a predicted model, not a curated record. The transcript has a single exon. Gene Ontology annotation, molecular function: G protein-coupled receptor activity; olfactory receptor activity. Gene Ontology annotation, cellular component: membrane. The coding region runs from base 1 to 987 and encodes 328 amino acids. Lineage: Eukaryota; Metazoa; Chordata; Testudines; Geoemydidae. Gene Ontology annotation, biological process: G protein-coupled receptor signaling pathway.